Messenger RNA from Passer domesticus (house sparrow), 901 nucleotides. RefSeq names its product zinc finger protein 511 (gene ZNF511). Bases 1 to 834 code for a protein of 277 amino acids. Lineage: Eukaryota; Metazoa; Chordata; Aves; Passeriformes; Passeridae. The record is from RefSeq and is a predicted model, not a curated record. The transcript has 6 exons.
AUGCUGCCGCUGCCGCCGCGCCUCCGGCUGCUGCUCCGUGAGGGGCCCCCGCUCCGUGAGGGGCCCCCGCUCCGUGAGGGGCUCCCGCCGGACCCCCCGCCUCCCCCUCGGCCCGCCCCGCCCUUCGCCUUCGCCCCCCGCCGCCUCCGCCUCGGCCCGCAGCACCCGCUGUUCGAGGACGGCGACGUGCACAGGCACCUCUACCUGCAGGGCGUCCUCACCAGCCUCGAGGAGGUGCCCGAGAGACCCAAGGUGUCCGAGUUCAGCUGCCACAUCUCCGGGUGCAGCCAGGUGUUUGACACGCUGGAGAGCUACGAGCACCACUACAACACCCUGCACAGGAAUGUCUGCUCCUUCUGCAAGCGCUCCUUCCCCUCUGGGAAUCUCCUGGAUAUCCACAUCUUGGAGUGGCACGACUCCCUCUUCCAGAUAAUGGCCGAGAAGCAAAACAUGUACCAGUGUCUGGUGGAGGGCUGCACGGAGAAGUUCAAGAGCAGCAAGGACAGGAAGGAUCACUUGGUGACCGUGCACCUGUACCCUGCUGACUUUCGCUUUGACAGGCCCAAGAAGGUGAAAAGUGGCUCCAAGCACACGAGCUCUCCCAUGGAGCAGGGCACCAGCGUGCCCAUGGAUGUGAGCGUGGAGAUGGGAGAGCAAUUCCAGGUGAAUCCCAUGGAAACAGGGCCUGAGGAGAACAUGGACAUCUCUCAGCCUGCAGCCAGCCCUGGCCCCUCACUGCCAGAGAAACGGCUCUACAAAUCCAGGAUCCCAUCCACAAUUUGCUUUGGACAAGGUGCCACCCGAGGGUUUAAAGGACCACGGAAAAAAGUCUGAAGGUCGGUGCAGCAGAUUUGUGCAAGAUGAGCAGGCAUGGAGGCAGUGCCACCAGGGAUAUUUCCAG